AUGCCCCUAACAGCAAGACAAAGAAGUAUACAUAAUAAAAAUGGGACUAAGAGAUCGACGAGUUUCAGUAAAGGAAAGAAAACACGUAAAACAAGUGAGAGUGAAUUUCUUAUGACAAAUGCUCCAUCAGACCUACGUAGUAUUGCAUACCCUGGGGGCGCAGUGGCACUAAUUCUCUUAUUAGUGGCCAGGAUUAUAUCUGCCUACUGGGGCCAUAUAUCAGAUUGUGAUGAAACAUAUAAUUAUUGGGAGCCCUUACAUUAUUUAGUGUAUGGCAGUGGUUUACAAACAUGGGAGUACAGCCCAGUUUACGCUAUACGGUCCUACAUGCCGCUGUGGUUGUUUGCAGUGCCUGCAAAGAUACUUUCCUUUGUGACAACUCCAGUUACAGUAUUUUACAGUAUUAGAGCAUUGCUUGCAAUACUGGCUGCUUGUGCUGAUCUGAUGUUUUAUAAAGCAGUGUGUCACGAAUUUGGAGUUCACGUGGGGCGAGUGUGGCUUUGCCUCACAUUGCCCUCGGCCGGGAUGUUUGCGAGUAGUGCGGCAAUGCUUCCAUCCGCAUGGAGUUCCAGCCUGGUCACUGCCGCCUUAGCCUGCUGGUGGCGGCGUCGGUAUCCCUUCGCUGUCUUACUAACGGCAGCCACUACUCUACUAAGUUGGCCAUUCACAGCGAUUCUUGGACUGCCUAUAGCAAUCGAUAUGCUCAUAUUUAAAAGACAUUUCGUGGAAUUCUUCAAAUGGUCGGCGGUAGCUCUCGUCUUGAUCCUGGCGCCCACAGUGUUAGUUGACUCAUGGCACUACGGGCGUCUCGUCAUCGCUCCGUGGAACAUUCUCGCCUACAAUAUAUUUACGGAGCAUGGGCCGGAUUUGUAUGGCGUGGAGCCGUGGACUUAUUAUUUUGUGAAUGGAGUCUUGAAUUUUAAUAUUGUAUGGGUGUUGUCGCUGUCAUGUCCGCUGCUAUUGUUGGCGUGCACGGCGAUAGCUCCGCGGUCAACGUCGCGGGCGUCCUUCUGUGUGCCGUAUUGGCUCGCACUUAUGCCCUUGGCUCUAUGGCAGGCCGUAUUUAUGCUACAGCCACAUAAGGAGGAAAGGUUUUUGUACCCAGUGUACAGUAUGAUACUGUUGACGGGGGCUAUAUCUGUCGAUUGUCUUCAGAAGAUGACUUUUGCGGUCGGAACGGAACUCUUUAGGUGGCGAAUAGAAAGACAGAGACGGCACUAUUUGGCGUACACUGGCCCCCUUAUGGUUAUGUGCGUGAUAUUGGCAGGAAUAGGAGGCAUAUCGCGAAUCACAGCACUCUAUAACAAUUACCACGGUCCGAUGACAAUUCUCCGUCAGAUCCCAACCAACGAUAACGGAAUCAAGAAUGUGUGUUUCGGUAAAGAAUGGUACAGAUCACCAUCCAGCUUCCAUAUAAGUGAAGGUUACAGGAUACGGUUCAUUCAGAGCGAAUUCGAUGGCCAGUUGCCGGCGCCUUAUGAAGAAACUAGUAACGCUACCCGCAUAAUUCACCCGUAUUUCAAUGGCCAAAAUAAAGGCGAUAAUCGAACCUACUUAUCACCGUCCCAAUGCCACUAUCUCGUCGACUCGGACAUCGGGUCACCAACGACCCUUCAGCCGGCUUACCACAAGGACAUCGACCAAUGGGAAAUAGUUACAUCCGUUCCUAUAUUAGACUCCAAUAAGUCUCACAGGCUAUUCCGCGCUUUCUAUAUACCUACCUUGUCCAACAAAAACGUCGUUUACGCAAACUUAUAUCUAUUGAGGAACAAACUGUUAGGUCAUUAA
Parnassius mnemosyne (clouded apollo) is the source of this 1788-nucleotide messenger RNA. The record is from the annotation of a GenBank genome assembly. Lineage: Eukaryota; Metazoa; Arthropoda; Insecta; Lepidoptera; Papilionidae.